UCCUCAGAGAAGCACACACACUCUCUCUCUACCCGAAUGGCUCCUACCUACAUCAACGACUCUGCCAACACCAUGCUCUCUGCUAAAGACAAGCAUAAACUAAGGAAACCAGUUGUGGAGAAGAUGUGUAGAGACCGCAUCAACACCUGCAUAGAGCAGCUCAAGACCCUGCUGGAGAGGCAGUUCCACAAACAGGACGCCAACACCAAACUGGAGAAGGCUGACAUCCUGGAGAUGACGGUGGGGUUCCUGACGCAGAAGCUGCAGCCUCAGAGCCCAGUCCCCCAGAGGGCCCACAGUGAGGGCUGGUGGAGGCCCUGGUAGAGACAAACUAUUUAACAAACUGGAUGAGUGUUUACCGUCUUUCAUGCUGUAAGAAAUCUCUAUUUCCAAUAGUAAUAUCUACUUAGGUCCUUUAUGAAGGAUAGCGAACAUCAUAUGACAAGCGUUAUAGUUUGUUGUCUCCUUUACGGAGCUGUCUAUAAAAAAAUACUUUUUCUGUCAUGUGGCAUAUGACUCCUAUGGAGUCGACUCAAGUAUUGAUUUGUAUGUGAUUCUGUGAUGAAUAUAGAAUCAAUAGCAUUCAAAAUGCUAAAUAUUUAUUGGAGAUUAAUUCUCAUGUUUAAGUGUUCUUAAAGGGAAAUCAGAUUGUGUUACCUUUUGUAAAGGAACUGAUUGCACAUUGCUGAUUGCCUUCUAGCCAUCACCGAUCCACUUUUCAUUUUCCAUUUGUUUAGUCUUUGUUCUCUACACACCUGGUUUCAAUUCCCCUCAUUACAUGUUCAUUAUUUAACCCUCUGGUUUCCCCCAUGUUUGUGUGUGUGUUUGUUUUAUUGUUAGGCUGUAUCUUACGGCUGGUAUUAUUGUUUCCGGGUUUUGUUGUUACGCCCGUUUAUUCGUGGUACCGGUAUUUUUUCCUGCACCAUAGUAUUGUGUUUUGUACUGUUGUUUUCUUGAAUUAAAUACCUUGUCCACGCA
Messenger RNA from Oncorhynchus nerka (sockeye salmon), 978 nucleotides. Its product is annotated as transcription factor HES-5-like. The transcript has 2 exons. The record is from RefSeq and is a predicted model, not a curated record. Gene Ontology annotation, cellular component: nucleus. Bases 37 to 324 code for a protein of 95 amino acids. NCBI's taxonomy places the organism in Eukaryota, Metazoa, Chordata, Actinopteri, Salmoniformes, Salmonidae. Gene Ontology annotation, biological process: regulation of neurogenesis; regulation of transcription by RNA polymerase II; anterior/posterior pattern specification. Gene Ontology annotation, molecular function: protein dimerization activity; RNA polymerase II cis-regulatory region sequence-specific DNA binding; DNA-binding transcription factor activity, RNA polymerase II-specific.